UCAAACAUGGCUGCUCCUAGUCAUGUGGAGUUAGUGUGUGCUUGUCAUGUCACAAAUGUUGAAAGUGAACCUGUUAUAGCCUUCAAAGAAGCUUCCUGGGAUAAAAUUGUGGAUUGUGUAAGUACAUGGAAAGAUAUAGAUGGUGUGGAAAGGAAAGUUUCUUGUGAAUUUGAUGCAAACAAGAGGGAGUUGUACGGGUACCAUAGGAAGUGCUACCAACGUUUCACAGACAAGCGGCGUAAAGGCCAAGCGCUCGUACGAAAAGACAAGGGCAAUCUAAAGGCAGAAGCUGUGAGUAAAUCACCACCAGGCCUAAGUUCAGAAGAGUCCAGCCUAGAUGUCCAGCCUAGCAAAGUUUUACGGUCUGGAGUAAAAACCCCUCGCAGUGAUGUUUCCCGCAGAUCGGAACAUGUCCUCCCAGAGACAUGCAUCAUUUGCCUAGCAAGUAAAAGUACUGUUGACCGUACCACCAAGAAAAGAAAACUCGAGCGCCUUGUCACAUGCGAAACUGAUGGCUCCAAACUGUUGGAGGCUGCUAGGGCCAAAAAUGACCACAGAGUGCUGCUGCAAAUCGAAGGCCUUGACCCUGUGUGCAUUGAAGUCCGCUACCAUGCUUCGUGCUACAAGCAGUACACAAAAUGCACGUAUGAAGGUAGGCCGACUUCUGGUCGAUAUCUCUCCGAAUCAUUUUCUUACUUUUGUGAUGAGGUGAUAACGAGGAGGCUCAUUGCUGGUGGGGAGAUCAUAAAGAUGAACACUCUCAAUAAACUGUUCAUAAACACAGCGAGAAAAAGAGAGUACAUUGACAUUACCACAUACCGCAAUUCGCAGUUGAAGGCAAGGCUCACGCACAAAUUUCCUGAACUCCAGUAUGUACAGCCAAAAUCAACCUUGUGUGAGUUUGUGUUCUGCCCAGCUGAUGAGGACAGAGUACUUGUAGGCCUACAAGACAGUGAAUCGGACAGUUCAGAGUCUGAAAGUGACGAAUCACGCACUAGCAAUCUUAGCAGUGAAGGCGAUCAACACCAACAUGACCAAGUACAUGUACAUGAAGUAUUGUCGUCCAACCCCGACCAUGAGGAUGCUGCUCAGAUAUAUAGAUCUGCACUUGUUCUUAAUGAUGCUGUCAGCAAUACACACUCUGUCACAAAGUGGCCACCAACUGCAAGCAGUCUGACAGAAUCUGAGAGCGCUGACAUUGUUCCGCCACUUCUCUUCAACUUCAUCGCAUGGUGCACUGGUUUGCAUAACGAUUUUUCCACCGAGCGAGUUGAGGUACAGGAUCAUGCUGACAAAGUGAAGGUGCUCUCCAUUGCACAGGACAUCGUCUCCCUAUCUUCACAGGGACGGAAACUGAUGCCAAAGCACUUGGCUCUUGGAAUGACACUUCGUCACAUGACAGGCUCAUCAAAGUUGCAGCAACUUCUAAAUGGAUUUGGGCACUGCGUCUCCCAUUCUGUCAGUCUAGAGCACGACACCGCUCUUGCCACCCAGCAACUGCAACUUGGAAAUGGUGUUCCGCCGGGAUUUGUCAGCGGUAUGUUUACAACAUUGGUGUGGGACAACAAUGAUUUCGGAGAAGAAACCCUUACAGGUACAGACAUGCUUUUAAUUUAA
This is a messenger RNA of Patiria miniata (bat star), 1617 nucleotides long. RefSeq lists its product as uncharacterized. The record is from RefSeq and is a predicted model, not a curated record. The transcript has a single exon. NCBI's taxonomy places the organism in Eukaryota, Metazoa, Echinodermata, Asteroidea, Valvatida, Asterinidae. Bases 7 to 1617 code for a protein of 536 amino acids.